AUGGAGGCAUUACUUUUUUCUGGAAACGACGGCAUCAGAUUUAGACUGUUCGUACCAAUACUUAUGUUUAUGGCACCGGUGCAUGUGCAUAUGAGGCACACUACGUUCUUGUUCAUUGUGACAGUGAUCGCCGUGAUUCUGGCAGUGAUAAGGGAAAUUGUGACUCUUUUGUCGGUGAAAGUGGUGGCGGUCAUCACGGCGGCAAUCGUAGGUUUCGGUAUCCCGUUGUGGAUGCUAUAUCCAUAUAUUAUUAUGACGCGAAACACCAGAGAAGAUGUUGCGGAAAGUCAUCUCCACACUUAUUUUGAAUAUUUAUUAGAUGACGGCGGAGAGAGGAACACCAGAGAAGAUGUUGCGGAUAGUCAUCUCCACACUUAUUUUGAAUAUUUAUUAGAUGACGGCGGAGAGGAUGGCUGA
Messenger RNA from Macrosiphum euphorbiae (potato aphid), 417 nucleotides. Lineage: Eukaryota; Metazoa; Arthropoda; Insecta; Hemiptera; Aphididae. The record is from the annotation of a GenBank genome assembly.